CAGAUAUUUAACUGCUUUCCUCGCAUCUCGUCUUUUCUUGGCCUACAUAAUAAAGUUGAGCAAAACAUAAAGGAGCUUUGUGAGUUUAUUUUAAAACGCAUCAAAUAUCAGAAGAAGGAGUUUGAUACAAAUGCUGUCUCUGGAUAUAUUGAUGCAUAUCUUAUGAAGCAGGAGUCAGCCAAAGCUGAAAAGUACUUUGAUGAUGAAAAUCUGGUGCACUCAGCUCUGGAUCUCUUUGCAGCUGGGACAGAAACAACAUCAACAACACUACGCUGGGCUAUGCUGUUGAUGAUGAAGUACCCAGAAAUACAAAAAAAGGUUCAAGAAGAAAUCAGGACACAUAUUAAACAAGGUCAGAUGCCUACAGUGGAUGAUCGGAGGAAUAUGCCUUAUACUGAAGCAGUGAUACAUGAAAUUCAGAGGUUUGCUAAUAUUGUUCCUCUGAAUUUGUCACACGCAACUUCAAGUGAUGUGUAUUUUCGGGGAUACUGCAUACCAAAGGGUACAGAGGUCAUCCCUUUCCUUACAUCUGUUUUGUAUGACAAGACUCAGUGGAAGACUCCUUAUGAAUUUAACCCAAAUCACUUUUUGGAUGCUAACGGGAAGUUUGUAAAACAAGAAGCAUUUAUGCCCUUCUCUGCAGGAAGAAGGGCUUGUGUUGGAGAAAGUUUAGCCAGAAUGGAACUUUUCCUGUUUUUUACUGGCCUUCUGCAAACCUUCACUUUCUACCCACCUCCUGGAGUCUCCAGAGAUGAUAUAAGUCUGAAGCCUGGCACUGGAUUCACUUUAAUCCCUUUGCCACACUUAGUAUGUGCGAAGCUAAAUUACUAA
Molecule: messenger RNA, 831 nt
Organism: Staurois parvus
Lineage: Eukaryota; Metazoa; Chordata; Amphibia; Anura; Ranidae
Source: the annotation of a GenBank genome assembly